AUGGGCGACGAGAUGGCGAGCAGCCUGUCCGAGGCCACCGCCGCCGAGGAGAAGUCCGUCUCGAUCUACGACGAGCUCAUGGCCGCGAAGACCCAGGAGGUAAACGCCCUCACCAAGCAGAUCGAGGAGAAGAUCCAGCUUGCUGGCGAGCUCGCUGUCUCCGUCGCGCAGAUGGCGAACGACCUGGAAGACACCUCGGAGGCCCUCGCAGGGGACAAGAAGUUCCUGGCAGAGCUGGAGAAGAGCUGCUCCACGAAGACGGCAGAGUGGGAGGAGCGCUCCAAGGUCCGGCAGGCAGAGCUGCUGGCGCUGGCGGAAACCAUCAAGAUUCUCAACGAUGAUGACGCCCUCGAGCUAUCAUAG
Prorocentrum cordatum is the source of this 363-nucleotide messenger RNA. The record is from the annotation of a GenBank genome assembly. NCBI's taxonomy places the organism in Eukaryota, Dinophyceae, Prorocentrales, Prorocentraceae.